This is a messenger RNA of Suillus subaureus, 1344 nucleotides long. Its product is annotated as CRAL/TRIO domain-containing protein. The record is from RefSeq and is a predicted model, not a curated record. The transcript has 9 exons. Gene Ontology annotation, molecular function: phosphatidylinositol transfer activity. NCBI's taxonomy places the organism in Eukaryota, Fungi, Basidiomycota, Agaricomycetes, Boletales, Suillaceae. Bases 116 to 1111 code for a protein of 331 amino acids.
GAAAUGUCAGCACCCUAUCUAUUACUAAGUCCACCAUGUGCUAUGUGAGCAUACGUGUGGCACGGUAGUCACGGUAUUUGUUCAAUUUCUUUCACCGAGCUCUUCAUUUCACACCAUGGUCAAUGCUGUCCUUACUACCCCAGAGCCAGGCACUGCCGUGCAGCCCAUAUACCAGUAUUCCGACGAGCAAAAAGCCCAUAUAAAGGCAUUACGGGAGUACACAGAUACCCUGCUUCUGGACCCGUUAGACCCGUACUAUAAAUGGGAGUUGCGAUGGUUGAACAAGCCAGAUACUAUGCCUCGGUACAUGCGCGCGGCAAAAUGGAAACUCCCUGAUGCGAAGCGUAGAAUAGAGGGAACAAUCAAAUGGAGGAGAGAGUUCCGACCGGAGUUAAUCAGACCUGAUGAGGUGAAGAUAGAAGCCGAGACAGGGAAAAUCCUCUUAAAUGGGUUCGAUAAAGAUGGCAGGCCCAUCAUCUAUAUGCGUCCUGGUCGCGAAAACACCGAAACCAGUCCUAGGCAGUUAAGACACCUCGUUUGGUGGCUAGAACGUGCCAAGGAUUUGAUGCCCCCAGGACAAGAGUCACUGGUUAUCAUCGUAGAUUAUAAAUCCACGACACUUCGCACCAACCCUUCGAUUUCCGUCGCCAGUAAAGUACUUACGAUACUUCAGCAACACUAUGUAGAGACUCUCGGUCGCGCAAUCGUCACCAACCUCCCAAUGCUGCUCAAUUUCUUCUACAAAGGCAUUUCACCGUUCUUGGACCCUGUCACCCGGGACAAGAUGAGGUUUAAUCCUGAUCUUCUUGACCUCAUUCCAAAGUCUCAGCUAGACUCAGAAUUUGGAGGCGAUUUUGAUUUCAAGUUCGAUCACGAGACAUACUGGAAACAAAUUGUCGAUUUCUGCGGCAUCGCUGAAGACGGCACCCGCUUAGAAGGCUACUUCGACGGACCAAAGAAUACCCAUGAAGAGCUGCCUUCACAGCAUUCCGAUUCUACCUCGUCCGCUGCUAUGUCCGUUAUGUCUGCUGUUGAGACUAAUGCGCUUGCUUCACCCGAAGUGACACCCGCUGCCCCCGAGUUAAUUGAGGCGUUACUGUCGUCCGCUUAACUGCUACGCCAAAAGGCAGUGACACUGAAAGCUUGUGUUUCAGUAUCGCGGACAGUAUCUAUGUAGAUUAUGGGAACUCCAGUAAGCCAGCGUGCUCACAAUUGUACGGUAUAUACACAGCACUGUAGUCUAACAGAGAAGCGUCUAUAUAACAGGGUCUUCGAAUCCUUGCUAUAGAUAUACUGAGCAGUCUCACCAAAUCACUAGGUAGCCUUCUGAUUGCUACAGCUCAG